Molecule: messenger RNA, 2048 nt
Organism: Camelina sativa (false flax)
Lineage: Eukaryota; Viridiplantae; Streptophyta; Magnoliopsida; Brassicales; Brassicaceae
Product: ASI1-immunoprecipitated protein 3
Biological process (GO): DNA-templated transcription
Molecular function (GO): chromatin binding
Source: RefSeq, a predicted model, not a curated record
UUACUAAUUUUUUAUUUUUCCGAUUUCUCGAAGAAGAAAACGAUGGUGUUGUCUCGGCGAUUCGCUCAAGUGUCGAGUGAUGAAGACGACGAUGUACCGAUCACUAGGUCUAAGGGAAGGAACUCGACGAGUUCUGAGGAGAUUUUGGGGAAACGGAAGAAGCGUAAGACGGUGAAGCUCUACGAAGAGAUAGAAGAGAAGGAAUCGGAGAGGAAGAGGAAGAGAAAGGGGAAGAAAGGGGAUGACGGUGACGAGGAUAUGAUGAGGGAGGAAGAGGAGGAAGAAACGCCUCCGGAGGCUGAAGAAGAAGAGCAAGAAGAAGAAGAAGAAGAAGAAGAGAAGCCUGAUGAUGCGAGUCCUGUUGGUGAUUCGGUUAAGGUUACGGGUAAAGGAAAAGGGAAAAGAACUCAUUUUUUGCAAUUUGAGUAUGAUGGCAACAAAUAUGAUGUGGAGGAUCCGGUGUUGUUGGUUCCUGAGGACAAAAGUCAAAAACCAUAUGUUGCAAUUAUCAAGGAUAUUACGCAAACUAAAGAUGGAAGCAUGAUGAUUCUGGGACAGUGGUUUUAUCGCCCAGAAGAGGCAGAGAAAAAGGGUGGUGGAAACUGGCAAUCGAGUGAUACACGAGAGCUGUUCUACAGUUUCCAUCGUGAUGAAGUGCCAGCAGAGUCUGUGAUGCACAGAUGUGUUGUUUACUUUGUCCCGGCCCAUAAACAACUUCCGAAGCGCAAAAAUAACCCUGGAUUUAUUGUACGGAAGGUCUAUGAUACUGUUGAAAAGAAGCUGUGGAAGCUGACUGACAAAGACUAUGAAGACUCAAAACAACAUGAAAUCGACCUUCUUGUCCAAAAGACGAUGUCGCAAUUGGGUGAUCUUCCAGACCUUGAAUCUGAGGAAAUUCUUUUUGACCAGGAGAAUAUGUUGAAGGCGAAAAGAUCUUUUCGGAAAGCCAAUAUAAGUCCUGUCGAUGUUAGAAGGGAGGAAGACUCCUCUCUAAAGGCUGAAACUCCUGGAAGUGGUGCGGGUAUAUCAUCAGAGCAUUAUGCUAUCUUAGAAAAGUUUGAUUCACUAACAGGUGAUGCUCAUCGUGACAAGUGUUUGGGGAAGCUUCUGGAGGCAGUCCAACACGUAUGUUAUAUUCCUCAGAACAAACCAGCUGGCGACGAUGCAAAGAUGGGUUCAAAUGGAUCCCAUCUUGAACAUGAUGAGAAAGAUACAAAGGCUGAAAAUGGAAAGGAUGAGAAUUUUCUCUGGCCAGAUGCUGCUGUUCCUCCAGUGUGUGCUCUUGAGAAUGCUUCACAUGCUUCUCUUGCAUCGGAUUAUCAGAAAUACAACCAAAAGAUGAGGACACUGGUUUUCAAUCUCAAGAACACCGCACUGCUGGCUAGACGACUGCUCAAUGGGGAGUUAGAGCCUGCAAAGAUUUUGAACAUGUCACCCACGGAGUUAAAGGAGGGUCUAACUGCUGACGAAACAACAAAGAAGGAGCCUGAUGAGGCGGAUCGCAUGCAGAUGACUGAUGCAAGAUGCUCGAGAUGCAAUCAAUUGACAGUGGGCCUGCGGGAUAUUAUCCAAGCUGGGCAUGGAGACCGCUAUCAGCUGGAGUGUGUUGACUGUGGCUAUUCUUGGUACGCCUCAAGGGAUGAGGUUUCAACUCUGACAAUAGGCAUAGAAAAACCUGCCCAAGGCACAGAGAAAGAGGAUACUGAGAAGAAUUUGACCAGUCCUCGUGAAACUGAGAAACCAAAAGACGAAGCCUUGAAGACCAAUGACUCAAAUGCUGACAACAAUCCAGAAGCCUCCAAGAAACCAGAGUAAAGGUGUUCCAACUUUCAAUCGUAUGUUUAGAGUUUCAGAUGUGAAUUCGAACUGGGUUUCACUUUUAACAGUUGGUUAACCGUACAGAUAAGUCGGAUAAUAAAGCUUAUUAUGACAACAGAACUAAGACUGGUUACGGGCAUAUAUCAAUUGUCACUUAGCUUUAUUUUCUUGUAGUUUUUUCAACAGUUGUCUAUCUUAUAGAACUUUAUUUCCUUGCAACAUCUUUCUCA